Molecule: messenger RNA, 2540 nt
Organism: Helicoverpa armigera (cotton bollworm)
Lineage: Eukaryota; Metazoa; Arthropoda; Insecta; Lepidoptera; Noctuidae
Gene: Taz
Product: tafazzin
Exons: 4
Coding region: 154-999 (281 amino acids)
Biological process (GO): inner mitochondrial membrane organization; cardiolipin acyl-chain remodeling
Cellular component (GO): mitochondrial membrane
Molecular function (GO): 1-acylglycerophosphocholine O-acyltransferase activity
Source: RefSeq, a predicted model, not a curated record
UGACCAGCCCCUGGUAUUGGCAUUGUCAUACAUUUCGCACAAUAGGCUGCACGAGUGCUGGCUCCGAGAGAGUUUAAGUGUUUUAAGUAAAGAACAUCACAGUAAUAAUGUUGUUGUAGCGUGUUGUCGUGCUGGUACGCUCCCGCCGCGGCCAUGGGCUACGACAUCGGCUGGAUCAUCCCGCGGCUCCGGAACCCCGGGAGACUGUGGUACUGCGCGAGUUCUAUCACAGUCGCCGUCGUCGGAUUAUUUAGUAAAAUUAUCAUUGAGUUCCUGAACAAGACGACGGUGUACAACCGCGAGACGCUGGCGGCGGCGGUGCGGCGGCCGCGCGGGCAGCCGCUGCUCACCGUCUCCAACCACCACUCGUGCUUCGACGACCCCGGACUCUGGGGCGUGCUGGACGUGCGGUCGCUGACGAGCCGCUCGCGCAUGCGCUGGUCGCUGGCGGCGCACGACAUCUGCUUCACGAACGCGCUGCACUCGUGCUUCUUCGCGCUCGGCAAGUGCGUGCCCGUGGUGCGCGGCGCCGGCGUGCACCAGCCCGCCAUGGACUUCUGCGUGGAGCGGCUGGCGCGCGGCGAGUGGGUGCACAUCUUCCCCGAGGGCCGCGUCAACGUCAACAAGGAGCACAUCCGCUUCAAGUGGGGCGUGGGCCGGCUCGUGGCCGAGUGCCCCGCGCCGCCGCUCAUCGUGCCCGUGUGGCACGAGGGGCUGGACGCCGUGCUGCCCAACCAGGAGCCCUACCUGCUCAAGUUCCGCAAGCACGUCUUCCUCAACGUGGGCGAGCCCAUCCAGAUACACCAGCUGCUAGACAAGCUGCGGCGCGCGAACGCCAGCGAGGAGGAGACGCGCGCCGCCAUCACCGACACCAUCCAGCGCGAGCUGCUGCGCCUGCGCGACGCCACGCACGCGCUCAUCCGCCGCGCCGCGCCCAAGCGCGCCGCCGACCUGCUGGCGCCGCCGCCGCCGCGCCAGGACCCCGAGCCCGAGCUCUAGCGCCGCCAGUAUUACCCAGCCCACAGCUGGAGCCCGCCUCUACUCCUUACUUCUUCUAUUCUAAGUUUAUCACGUGGGAAUGUUUAUCGAUAAGGUUAAUAUGUCGUGUGCGGUGAGUACGUGUGUGUGCGUGUUGCGAAGUCGCGUCUUGUCGACGGCGCCGGCUUCGCCCACUGUUGAUGUCGCAGGAGCUUCUACGUAUUUUGUAUCUACUCACUAAUUUUUUAUAACGAAUUUUUUGAAUAUUUUUUUACACCAGUUUACCUAAUCUAUAUCAUUUAUAUCCCUUAGGAUAGCGACUAAUAUCGAGUGUCUCCUGUUAUACUGAGCGACGCCGCAGCUCGCGACGCGUCGCCGGACGCAUCGCGGGCUGCGGCGCGCCUCGCGGAUAUCAUACAUGUGAUGAGAGAUUUAAUUCAGCGGCUACCGCCAUCUCAACAACCAAAGACUGUUGCACACAUAAUGUACACAAUAUUUUAUAUCCAAAAUAUUUUUAAACAUGUUUAUUAAAAAUAAUCUUUUAAAUGAAUUAUAUUUUUCACAUAAAAGUAAAUAUUAAGGUAUAAUUUGGUGGCACACGUCGCAUAUUCUUAAGCCGUCCAUGCAUUGCGAGUCACGGGCCGAGACCGCGCACAGCGAGUGCCUCGCACCCUGGAUACACUUCAUGUAUACUCGUGACGAGGCAUAUGCUACGUAUGGCGAUGCCUCGACCCGACCAUAAUGUUGCUAUCAUUUUUCUAUAGACAGACACGCCUCAAGCCGAGGCAUUCAUUGUGCGCCGUCCAUGGCGCAUGCCUUGCAAUGUCUGGAUCCACCUUUAGGUGUUCAGUUGUGGACCGAGCGCUGCACCCUGUGUCACACACCAUUGACAUCGGACGUGUCAACUAUUUAUUGCGAAAAUAUUAUAUCAAUACGUACAGUCAACUUCAGGUCAGUGGUAACAGUUUUAUAGGAAAAUCGUACUUAUUACUAUUGAGUUAAGGUACAUGACAGUUACCACUGAUGUGCGGUCUACCGUACACUGCAACGGUAAUAGUACGAUGUCAAACUAAAAAUCAAUAUGUUCAAUUUUUUAUGGCAAAAAUAAUUAUAGUACUUAAGUAGCUACGCGUUAACUCUACAAAAAGAAGUGUUACAUAAGGAGGGUGCAGUUGUGCUGUUGCUGACACAACUGAACAUGCGAAUGGUGUGAAAAGUAAUCAGAGCAGAAUAGUAAUGAAGCGUUACCGCGGCAGUGGAGGCGCGUGGCUCGCUGUGCUCGAGCCGAGAGCGAGCGGUGACGACGCGCGCCUCUGUCCGAGACGCGAGUCUUCCGAUCGCUAAUUAUUAUUUAUUGUUAUUUUGUAAAUAAUAGUUAUGUUGGAGGCGAGUGCGGUGCACUUGCGCCAGUUUGUACAGUCAGCCGCCAUGUUGUAUAUAAGUUUACCUAGAUGCUAUAGUGUUGUUGUGUUAAGCCAUAACAUAAUCAUGUUCUGUUGUCCAAAUAAGUGUGAUGUGCUUUUUGAGGAAAUAAUUUUUCCAAAUAAAUCGAUGGACAUAAA